Punctularia strigosozonata HHB-11173 SS5 is the source of this 1772-nucleotide messenger RNA. Its product is annotated as DUF803-domain-containing protein. Gene Ontology annotation, molecular function: magnesium ion transmembrane transporter activity. NCBI's taxonomy places the organism in Eukaryota, Fungi, Basidiomycota, Agaricomycetes, Corticiales, Punctulariaceae. Gene Ontology annotation, biological process: magnesium ion transport. Bases 1 to 1713 code for a protein of 570 amino acids. Gene Ontology annotation, cellular component: membrane. The transcript is spliced from 8 exons. The record is from RefSeq and is a predicted model, not a curated record.
AUGACUGUCUGGUUCCUGGACUGGGUUGCCCCGUCAAUUCCUGGACCACGCGUCUCCACUAGGGAGGCUAUUGGCAUUGCCGUAGCUAUAUGCGGCAACGUCCUCAUUUCCUUCGCAUUGAACCUUCAAAAGUUAGCGCACCGGCGGAUAGAGCUCAAAAGACAACAUGUAGAGCAGCCAUCUGUGCAUACAAGUACGGAGGAAGACUGUGAAGACGACCACAGCGCUAGCGACGAGGUGGAAGCACGCGUCAACAGCGUACGAGAUGCCCCCCGAGAUCAAUGGACGCCUAGCCGGAUUUUGGAAACCGUUCCACUGCUCCAGCAAAGAUCCUUUGAAUCUGGAAGCUAUGGCUCUCCAAUGACGGGCGUGCUACCUUUCGGUACCAGCUCCCCCCGAAGACGCCGAUUUCCUAUGCGGAUGUUUUUUCGCCGAAAGUCCACGCCCAAGUCCCCUCCGAUGAACCAUCCGAACAUCAUACUGACACCAGCGACUCCCGGAACCGGUUCACCCUCUCAGGCAUCUGACGAUGAUACCACCUAUUCGGACGAACGGAAUCCGUCACCUACGGAAUCCACGAGAUCGGUAGUGGCGCAUCAGGAGACAGACUACCUGAAAACGAAACUAUGGUGGCUUGGGUUUCUGCUUAUGAAUGUCGGAGAAAUUGGAAACUUCUUGGCGUAUGCCUUUGCACCGGCUUCUGUGGUAGCCCCUUUGGGCACUUUCGCGCUCGUUGCCAAUUGUGUUUUCGCCCCUAUGAUGUUACACGAACAUUUUCGCAAAUCGGACAUGUUGGGCAUCGCAUGCGCCAUUAUCGGGGCCGUGACUGUGGUCCUCGCGUCCAACCCAUCCUAUACAGUGUUGGACCCGUCCGGGCUUAAGGCUGCGAUCAUGCAGUGGCAAUUCCUUGUCUUUACCGUGGCCUAUAUCGUGGCAGGGUCCGUCCUCGCCGCACUCAGUGGAAGGGAGGGAGGGCAGAGAUGGGUGUGGAUAGACGUCGGCCUUUGCGCUAUCUUUGGAGGCUUCACCGUGCUUUCGACAAAAGCCGUCUCUACCCUGCUCACGACGCAAGGAACAGAAGUGUUCACCGAAUGGAUAUUCUACCCUUUAGUUGUGAUCCUUAUCGCCACGGGUCUCGGCCAAAUCCGCUACCUCAAUCGAGCGCUUAUGCGCUUUGACAGCAAGCUGGUCAUUCCGGGCCAAUUCGUACUCUUCAAUCUGUCCGCCAUCGUUGGAUCUGCAAUACUAUACCAAGACUUCAGACGCGUAUCCUUUCAUCAAAUGGUUACGUUCCUGUACGGUUGCGCUGCAACGUUCGCUGGCGUGUGGUUGAUUUCAUGGCGGCCUACGGAACAGCCUUCUGGAGCGCAAUCAUCAGGAGGGUUGACACAAGGCCCCUUGGAAGAACUCAACGUCAAUACGGGGCCAGUGCCCCGGAACGCGAUCCCAAGAGAGGUUCCAACGCUCAGUAACCGAACGAGCGUGGUCUCGCUCAUUGGCUUCUCCCCAGCGCAGCGCAUAUUGUUGCUACAUAGCCCGCCGAGGGAGGGGAUGAACUUGCGUAUGCUCCAUGACCUAGAGCACGACGGGUCAGUAACUCCCACAAGGCCUCGUGCCGUCAAUUUCGCCGUCAUAGAAGGUGACGGCAGUCCGCGGGCGCCGGGUCGGGCAUCUCAUCCAUCGGGCCGCUCGCGUUCUGGAUCACAAGAAUGAUAGAGGUGCAUGAACGCUACCUGUAACAUAUCUUUGGCCACACGAUACUCGUAUUCUGC